Molecule: messenger RNA, 3598 nt
Organism: Rhincodon typus (whale shark)
Lineage: Eukaryota; Metazoa; Chordata; Chondrichthyes; Orectolobiformes; Rhincodontidae
Gene: abhd13
Product: abhydrolase domain containing 13
Exons: 2
Coding region: 307-1317 (336 amino acids)
Cellular component (GO): membrane
Molecular function (GO): palmitoyl-(protein) hydrolase activity
Source: RefSeq, a predicted model, not a curated record
ACAGGAGCUACCGGUACUGCACAGGCGCACACUGGCCAAGUGGAGCUACCGGUACUGCACAGGCGCACUUCCAGUGGGUCGCCAUAUUGUGAGAGAGCGGAAGCUGCCCGGUGUUGCUGUCGUUGUCAUUUCCGGCCUGUUGCUGCCCUCUCUCUCCCUCCCUCCCUUCCCAACACCCCCCCUCCCUUCUCCGUUUAAAGAUGGAGUCUGUGUGUGAGUGAAGCGGCUGAAUGCGGAUUCUGUCCGAGCAGUCAGUCAUGAAGAACCAAUCUACGUAGAAGGCUAGUGCCUCGGAGAGCAACCACAAUGGAAAAAACAUGGAAGUCAUGGACAUAUGCCAGGAGGUGGCUGAUUGCUUUGGUCUCAUGGUCCUGGAGUUUAUGCCGGAUUUCUCUAUUAGCUUUAAUUUUAACCUUUCAUCUAUACGGAGGGAUCCUCUUGCUUCUUUUGAUAUUUGCAUCAGUAGCAGGUAUUUUAUACAAGUUCCAAGAUGUACUCCUCUACUUCCCAGAGCAACCACCCUCCUCACGUUUGUAUAUUCCCAUACCUACUGGGAUCCCACAUGAGAACCUCUUUGUUAAAACCAAGGAUGGAGUCCGACUCAAUUUGAUUCUCUUGAGAUACACUGGAGAUAAUGCAUCAUAUUCACCAACCAUAAUUUAUUUCCAUGGAAAUGCAGGUAAUAUUGGUCAUAGGAUCCAAAAUGCCCUGUUGAUGAUGGUUAAUCUGAAAGUUAAUGUAUUACUUGUAGAUUAUAGAGGAUAUGGAAGGAGUGAAGGGGAACCGAGUGAAAACGGCCUUUACUUGGAUUCAGAGGCUGUAUUAGACUAUGUCAUGACUAGACCAGAUCUUGAUAAAACAAAAAUAAUUUUAUUUGGUCGCUCCUUGGGUGGAGCAGUGGCUAUUCAUCUGGCCUCAGAGAACCCACAUCGUAUUUUUGCAAUAGUUGUUGAGAACACAUUCCUCAGCAUCCCACAUAUGGCCAGCACUUUGUUCUCCUUCUUUCCCAUGAGAUAUCUACCACUCUGGUGCUACAAGAACAAAUUUCUGUCCUGUAACAAGAUUGCACAGUGCAGAAUGCCUUCUCUUUUAAUUUCUGGAUUGUCAGACCAGUUAAUUCCACCAGUUAUGAUGAAGCAACUGUGUGAACUGUCUACAUCACGGACUAAAAGAUUAGUCAUAUUUCCAGAUGGAACUCACAAUGACACUUGGCAGUGCCAAGGCUACUUUGCUGCUCUUGAGCAAUUCAUCAAAGAGUUAUUAAAAAGCAAUUCACAUGAGGAAAUAAAAACCACAUCUAAUGUAACAAUAAUAUAACUUUCUUCUGUAUUUGUGUAACUUUUAAAUCUGUAAACAAGUGAAAGGUGAAUGUUAACUUGCAAAGUCCUUAUUUGCUACUUGAUCGCCAAUUGUUGAACAUUUUUACCUGUUUUAAUGCAUGGGAAAAGUAUACUAUGUUUCAUAAUGAGCUUUGGUGAUCUGAUCAGCUGAGUUCAGUACUGUAAAGUAAAAUUUAUUUCUUUUUUAUGUGCAGUGUAUGUGAACAAUCGUUAAUUUAACAAUAUCUCCUGAAUCCACAUUCUGUUUAAAUUUUCUGUGUAAGAGUUGAAUGUUGCAAUUAAGUCCCAUUACAUAUGUCAGAGUUGUCAAUAUAGCACGCACAUUGUAGUUUUCAGUUGUAGAAAAUAAUUGCACGUAGACCACAAGCUGUUAACUUCCGGCCAGUUUAUCUUGAUCGUUCAUAGAAUAAUUUCAUUUUGGGGCAUUAUUUUGAUGAAAUAAAAACUAUGAAUCAUUAUAAAAUAUUGAGAAUUACAGAAUUGAUUAUGCAUUUUGAAAUGUUAUUUUUCAUAAACUAUUUUACUGAUUUUGCUUUUCUUUAAUGAACGAUUGGCCUAUAUUCCAGGUCCUCUGCUUUAAACCUCAUUUAAAAUCUGGCAUCUGGAGCUGUUGUUAAAUUUAACUAUCUAAUGUUAAUAGUUUGAAAAGUUAAUUUCUCUCUUGAAUAGGCUAAAUUGGUAUGGAUUAUUCUGGAACUAUAUUGACAGAUUACUGAUACAGUUUGAGGAAAAAAAACAUGACCAGUGAGAUACACAAUUAUGCAUAAAUAAUAACUUGACAAAAAGCCGUUUUCUGUGUACUUGUUAUUGUAAGGUAUAUUCACUGUAUUAGACUUAGAUGCAGACUUAAUUGAUAUGCCUUUAAGCCAUCUGUUUGUUUUAACUUUUGAAUUAGUUCUGACAUUUACAAUAUAAAGUGUCAUUUUUUUCCCUUGUUUCUAAUUCCACAAAUUUGUGGUGUUUAUAAUCAGCUACUCAUUUCCUUCACCAAAAUCCUACAAUAGCCACAAAGGGCUUCAUUACAUAGAACCAAAGUACUAAGUACUGUGCUAUUUUUAUACAUUAAUGGCUUCAUUGAAACACUCAACCUUCUAAGAUAUUAAAUCCAGGACCUCUAGUUCAAAACUGCUGUUCCACAAACCUCUGUUUAAAAAAAAAAGUAUUAUACAGCCAAAUUGUGUGUUUUUAAAUGUAUUACAUCUGGAAAUUUACAAAAAGAGGAUGAAAUCUUCUAUUUUGUGUACCAAUUCCAGUGAAAUGAUGUUCAUUUGUGCAAAAAUACUGUAAUGUGCAAAGUUUCUUGUCUGAAAAAAAAAUGCAAGUGAGAAUUUCAGUCACAGCUUUGAUAACACAUGAACAUUCAAUUGUCAAGUUUGUCUAUUUUAAAGGGUGAGUUUUUUGAUGCUACAGUUAUCAAAUAAAGACUUUGACCCUUACUUGUUUCCUACUCUGGGUAAAGUACCUUUAAGUCAAAUGCAUAAUAAGCAUAAGUUGUGAAAAACUUUCCUGUUAAGGAGAGUCUUUUGGAAUGUGUGUUUGGUGCUGUCUAGUGACAAAUGAGGCAUGGCUUUAUGUUCAUUUUUGUUGUAAUAAUUGUGUUUAAAAUGUACAUUGUUUUUACAUCUGUAUCUGUGUAACUGAUGGUCAUCAAGCUCUAAAUGAUGUGAAUUAGAAAACCUUAUGAGAUACAACAUUUUUAUUGUCGAUUAGAAGUUUAACCUGCAUUGUGCAAUAAUGUCCCUCAGACUUCUGAUCAGUUUAAAAAAUGUUGUGUUCAGUGAUUUGAAGCCAUUUCUCUAACUUGAAAUGGCUAUUCUCAUUCAACAGAAUUCAAAAGGCACCAACUCAUUUUUAGUCAGUAACUACCGUGUUGCUAUAUCUAAAUGAUUUCUCAUUAAUAUAUGCAAUGCAGGAUACAAAAUACAACUCACUUUGAAAAUGUCAGAAUGGUUCCUGUAGUUCUGCAAAAGUUUGUUUUUUGUCAAAAUAAUAGAUAUUUGUUUCAACUGAUGCUCAUAACUGUUCUCAAGCUUUCAGUUGGCCAGAUUUAUCAUUCAUAUUUCCUUGUCUCUGUCCUGCUAAGACACAUUUCUCUAUUCUUUAAAAGUGCACAAAAAAUUGUUGAUCAUGGCAAUAACAUCUUUAUUGUAGUAUGGAAUCAAAAGAAAUGGAUUAUUUGUGAAGUUUAGGAAAGCUUGGAACUUAUGCUUUUACGUGCCUAAUUCUUGGCAUAGUCUGUAUUACAAAAUUUUCUGAUC